AUGUCAACCGACAAUGAUUUCUUCGUGGGCGUGGUCGACGCCACGGCCAUAGAGGGCGCAAAUGACGACCGCCGAGUGUCCGGCCUCUCAACCUCAACCGACCUGGAGUCGCCGCAGAGCAUCGUCGGGACCGGUGCGACUGCCGGCGUCACUACGGUGCUACCUGCCGACUUAGACUGGUCUGAAUCGUUUUUGUUCGGAGCGGAUAUAGGUAGCCAGGAUGCCAUCUCUCCGCAGUUCCCUUCGGCGAUACCCGGCUUUGAGUCCCAAGACACGAGCCUCACAUUUCCGCAUCCGGCUGGGGACUAUGACAGUGCCGCCUUUUCUCUCUCCCUCCCUAUGCAAGAGCCAGCUCCUGGAAUAGAGCCGGCAUCGUAUCAAGAAGCUAUGGAGGAGUUCUUUGCCAAGAACGGAGCUUGGCGCCCCCCGGAGCCCUGCAAUCAUUGCAAGCGUCUGCGUUUACAAUGUUUUAUGCUCCAAACUACAGAUGCCAACCCCAACCCCGUCAAUUCUUGUUCUAGUUGCGUUGCCCUUUUUAGAAAUUGCAGUCUAGCUGAGCGGUCGAAGCGCGGCCACUCCCAGUUCGAGACUUCAUGUCCGGUGAUUGGGCACUUGCACGGAGUCAGUGAGGAAGAAAACCAGUUGGUCUGGCAUCAGGUUUCCCAACCGGCUGCUGGUCCGACGUCUGGGCCGUCUGGGCCGCCUCCUAAUGCAGGUGCUAGGCUCUCAGUGACCAGCAAGAGGUCUAGCUCUCGUUCUGUUCGGAAAACACAGAUCCUACGAGAUUGGUUCGCGGUCAAUAUUCAACACCCGUAUCCAACGGAUGACGAAAAAAUGACGCUGGCCGAGCAAUCAGGUCUAAGCAGGACCCAAGUUAUCAACUGGUUCACCAACGCCAGACGACGCCAUCGCUUGUCUACGCAACCGAUGGUCAACAACGCGACUUUUCGUGCUGGAUCGCCUAUGCCACGCUCUUUAAUUUCGAGUAUGACGCCAUUUGAAAGAUGGAGACACUCACCCCCAGACAGUGAACCAGUCUCAGAAGCAGCUAUUCAGAAGGCAAUCGGUUCCAACUCAAGCAUUCACCAUGGGGUAGGGGCACCAGGCGAUGCCGAUGAUUUAGGGUCUUCAGCAAGUACAGAUUCAAUGUUGUACUCUCGGUCGGCGCUGCAUUACUCUUCGGAUGGGUCCUUAUCCAACUACUCGCGUGCAUCUGCUAACAGUGACGCCGUUCUGUCCGGAAGGAGUUCGGAAGACCCUGCCCAUCCUGCAUGGGUGAAGUCAGCAUCGGCAAGGUCGAAAAGGUCAAAGGCUCGUACUUUUACAUGCAGUUACUGCUCGCGCAACUUCAACAAAAAAUAUGAUUGGCUUAGACAUGAGCGAUCCGUACAUGCCCCUGGCGACACGUCGUGGGUUUGUGCCAUUCCAUUACCGCCCGAGCAGCCUUACAUCGUCUGGCGACUAGGUCAGACACAGGCAGAGUGUAUCUUUUGCGGACAAUCAUCCCCGACAGAAGAGCACUUUCAGUCGCACGAGUUUGAAUCAUGUGCCAAGCGUGCGGUUCAGGAUAGGAGCUUUACCAGGAAGGAUCAUAUGUGGCAGCAUCUGUACAAGUUCCACGGGUGUCGGAAGUGGGAAGGUUGGAAACCGGACGUGAAUCUGCUAAGGUACAAAGCUGAGGGAACAUGA
Metarhizium acridum CQMa 102 is the source of this 1689-nucleotide messenger RNA. Lineage: Eukaryota; Fungi; Ascomycota; Sordariomycetes; Hypocreales; Clavicipitaceae. The record is from RefSeq and is a predicted model, not a curated record.